Molecule: messenger RNA, 1492 nt
Organism: Bombina bombina (fire-bellied toad)
Lineage: Eukaryota; Metazoa; Chordata; Amphibia; Anura; Bombinatoridae
Gene: SNX31
Product: sorting nexin 31
Exons: 15
Coding region: 42-1343 (433 amino acids)
Biological process (GO): intracellular protein transport
Cellular component (GO): early endosome
Molecular function (GO): phosphatidylinositol binding
Source: RefSeq, a predicted model, not a curated record
CACACAUACCUUGUUAGUUUUUCACCUGCCCUGCCAGACCAAUGCAUAUCAGCAUCCCUGUCACAGAAGAACUCCCAGAUCAUUUUGGGGGACGUUUUGUGCUAUACUCUGUGUAUCUGGAAGGAUUCCUCCUUUUCAAGGUGCGAUACAAAGACUUGCAUCUGUGGGAUGAGAAGUUUCAUCGGGUAUUUGGAAAUCUACUGCCAGCAUUUCCACCAAAAUAUUACCUGGCAAUGACUAAGUCCAUGGUCGAAGAAAGAAGGCUACAUCUAGAACAGUACCUGCAAAACCUUGUUUCAGAUAAAUCUAUCGCAGGAAGUGAGAUCUUCAUUGAAUGUUUCACAAAACUACAGCUUGAAACCUCUAAAAUUCCAAAAAUAAAGAUGAUUCUCAAUGUUUAUUUGGCAGACAGUAAACAAGUUCAAGUCAAUGUUCAAACAUCAGACAUAGCUGAGAGAGUAAUGGAGGCUGCAUUGUACAAGUUAGGUGUAUCAAGGGAGCUAAUGAAAUAUUUCAGCUUGUUUCUUGUUCAUAAGGAUAGCAAUGGUGUUUAUAAAGUUCUCUGUCUCCUGAUGAAGAAGAUUGCAGGUUUUGAGCUACCGUUUAUAACUAUCUGGAGUUUAAGUGAUGAACAAUUUCAGAUUGAUAUCAGAAAGUGGUAUUUUGAUCCCUCAGUUGAUAGAAUGCUUAUCGGUUGUACAGCUACUGUCCACUUGAUGUAUAUACAGGCUGUUCAGGAACUUGAAAUGAAAUGGUCCAAACCAACAGAAGACCAAGAUCAGAAGCUCCAGCAUCUGGCAAAGACUAAAAAAAAGUUAAAGUUUUUAGAGCUAAUGCAGGAAGUGCAGCAUUAUGGAUACUUGCAACUUGCCCCAUGUUCCAGCAAUUACCCAGAAGUGGAAACAACUGUAACACUAUCGGUUGGUAAUUCAGAAUUGAUAUUCGGCUUUAAAUUAUCCAAUGGCCAGAAUGAGACUCUCUGUUUGCCCAUUGACACCCUGACUUGUUGGCAUGUGAAAUUGCACGCAUCUGAAAAAGGAGCAGUAGUGCCAAAACAACAUCAGCAACUGGAGUUCAAGAUGGAAUACAGACAAGGAGACGUAAUUAAAUGGUUUUCUAUACAUACCGAGCAAGCAUUCCUUCUCAGCAGUUGCUUGAAAAAGAUCCUACAAGAGCAGCCCACAAAAUGUAUCAAACAGGAACUGGAGAUUAUUGAAAAGCCAACAGUCAAGAAAUCCUUGAAAAAAUGUGUACAGAUCGGAACUCAAGGAAAAAACAAGACUUAUUUAGCAAAUGCAGAAAGCAAUCCAGCAUUUGAUGGAUUCCCUGACCUUGAACUAUAGAAUUGCACAAAAGCUAUUUUUUAAAUAAACAAAAAAAAAAUCAUUAUUUAAUAAAACUAAAGAUUUUCAAAAAUAAAUGUAAGCAAUAGUAGUGAGUUGUCUAGACUAAAAAUCUAAUUAAAGAGUAUUGUUUUGUAUGCUAUAAAAUA